UCAUUUGUUGGCUCGUUUCUGCAGCCGAAAUCUCCUGGCUGAUAUGAUGAUGACGAUGACAAUGAGUUUGUUUCACAACUGCAGCUUUCCAUAUAGCUGCAGUCAUAACUAAAUCUAUUAUCCCCCUAUGCGGGAUUUGGCCAUGAAUAUGUCUUGUGGGGACAUUGUUCCUUGAUGGCUAUAAUGACAUAUUGUCUGCAUUGUAGCUGGGCCUAGGUAUUUCUCACACACACCAGCCACUGACGUCAGUCCCCGUCGUGUUGACUCGCUCCUCAAUGUGAUGUAAAUAAUCUACUGUGUAUCUCUCACCACACUGUAAUUGCACUGAGUCACGGAGUUGUGAUGAUGAUAAAAACCGCUCUGCCUUCAGUGCCUUCCUGCAAUCCACUGCCUUUCCGCUAUAAAGGCAGCUGCUGCUGCCCUGGUUCAGAUAAGCAGGCUGGCUGAGAUGGGUGGUUGUCCCCAGUCACAGUCACAGCAGGGUGUCUCUAUUCCGAGCAGCAAAGUACAAUCGUCCUGUCGCUACUCGGAGAGAAGAAUGGUGGUGGGAAGCUGUAUAACGAGGUUGUCAUGAAUGCCUGUGUGUGUGUUUCUCACUUCACAGAGAACUGUGGGUGGAAAAAUGUCUGAGGCCGCCUCAGCCAAGAGGAAGGAGAAGUGUGAAAACUGUACCAAGCAGUGUAACAAGAAGAACGACGGAGUUGUCGCUACGGCCGAGGAGCAACAUGAGGCCAACGGCGAGGCGAGCGGGGACUCCCAGCCGCUGCUGAGCGCGUGUCUCUCGUGCGACGGCUGUGUGUCCGAGGAGGAGAGUCUGAAGAUCGGCCAGCAGAACCUGGAGGAGCUCAACCGCAUUCUGGCGCUGAACAAGAAGUGCGAUGCGGCUGAACACAAGGUGCUGGUGGUGUCGCUGUGUCCUCAGUCCUUGCCUUUCUUUGCCGUGAAGUUUGACCUGGACAUCGCAGAGGCCACCCGCAAGCUCUGUGGCUUCCUCAAGAGCCUGGGUGUGCAGUAUGUGUUCGACACCACGGUGGCCGCAGGCUUCAGCAUCCUGGAGAGCCAACGGGAGUUUGUCCAGAGGUACCGACGGAGACACCACGACUCGCAGGCCCUGCCCAUGUUCACCUCCUCCUGCCCAGGUUGGAUCCGGUAUGCAGAGCGCGUGCUGGGCAAUCUGGUCACCCCACACAUCUGCACAGCCAGGUCUCCCCAGCAGAUCAUGGGCUGCCUGGUCAAAGACUACAUCUCCCAGCAGCAGAAGCUGAGCGCGGAGAAGGUGUUCCACGUGGUGCUGGCGCCCUGCUUCGACAAGAAGCUGGAGGCAGUCCGAGAGGAGUUCUACAGCAGCCUGCUGGACAGCCGCUAUGUGGACUGUGUGCUCACCUCAGCGGAGGUCUAUGACAUGAUGGAGCGCCGGGAGGUGUCCGUGGCGGAGCUGGACUCCGUUCCACUCGACCACGUGCUGGGGGAGGUGGGCGACACGGCGCCCGUGAGGUACGAGGGCCGCACCUCGGAGGGCUUCCUGGAGCACGUCUUCAAGCACGCCGCCAAGGAGCUGUUUGGCCUGGACGUCACCGAGGUCACCUACAAGACCCUCAGGAACCGGGACUUCCAGGAGGUGACCCUGGAGCGGGACGGUGAGACGCUGCUGCAGUUCGCCGCCGUCUACGGCUUCCGGAACAUCCAGACGCUGGUGCAGCGCAUCAGGAAGGGCCGUGUGCCGUACCAGCUGGUGGAGGUGCUGUCCUGCCCUGGAGGUUGCCUGAGCGGGCGUGGCCAGGCGGGGGGUGACGCCGCCGGGAGGCCGGACAAGGCGCUGGUGCAGCAGAUGGAGGACGCCUACAUCAGCCUGCCCGUGGCCCUGCCCGAGGUCAACCCUGCCCUGCACACCCUCUACCAGGAGUGGCUGGAGGGCCAGGACUCUGCGCAGGCCGGCGCCAAGCUACGGACCCAGUACCGGGACCUGAGCCACGCCCCCACGCCGCACAUGCAGUGGUGACAUCACACGCACGGCGGUGAGCGGGGCUAAGGCGACAUCGUUGGAAGGAGGGAGACACGAGACACUUCGAGAAGAUUCCUCUCAACUCUUUCUCGGGAGCAAUGCCGCUCUGAAGUGGACAUUUUCAAGCGUGCCGUUUGUUCCUUUGUCCACCGAGAGGCGAUGUCUCCCAACCGAAUAACUUGUAAUCCCCCUGGAGAGAGAAAGUAAAGUCUACAAUCUACAUACCACCCCUUCCACAACAUUCAGAUGCAGCUGUAACACAUGGUUUCAGUGAAUGGACGGACCCUUCAUCAUUUAAGCAAUAGACAGGUGUACCUUGAUUCUAACUCUGUGUAUGCACUGAUGUCAAAAUGGAUAUGCUAUUUUGGUUUUCCUAAGUGACUUUAACCAGCCUAUGUAAUGUUUUUUUUGUUAAUCCAUCCAGUACAAUUAAAUAAGAGGAAAAAUUGCCAUAGGUAAAUGUCUUCAUCUUUUGUCAUGUCAUUUAUUUAUUUUUGUACAAACUAGUGAAACAUAUGUUUGUUAUCUGUUUACAUGAUCCUUACAGUUGAAUGAACAAAAUCAAUAUUAAACUUCCAAAUCAUUAUAAA
Molecule: messenger RNA, 2592 nt
Organism: Gadus macrocephalus (Pacific cod)
Lineage: Eukaryota; Metazoa; Chordata; Actinopteri; Gadiformes; Gadidae
Gene: narf
Product: nuclear prelamin A recognition factor
Exons: 11
Coding region: 575-1999 (474 amino acids)
Cellular component (GO): lamin filament
Molecular function (GO): lamin binding
Source: RefSeq, a predicted model, not a curated record